AUGAGGCUUAUGAAGACCCUAGUCCAAGCGGCAGCGGCCGCAUAUUUCUCGUCCUUCUUGUGUGAGGGGGCAUCAGCACAAGACCCCCGGCCUAUGGAGAACCUCGGCCGCGGCGUCGUCGCCGUGCGCGCAAGCACAGACUCCGUCCUCGUCACCUGGCGCCUGCUGGGCCUCGACAAUUCCGAUAUAGGAUUCAACGUCUACCGCGCUGUCGGCUCCGGAGAGGCCGAGAAACUGAACGACGAGGUCCUGGGCGCAGAUACAGGCACGAACUUCCUAGACACAACUGCCGAUCCCGCAGACGACAACACCUACUUUGUCCGUCCUGUUCUCGACAGGGAAGAAGGGGACGCUAGUGGCAGUUUUACCCUUCCUGGUGACAAUGAGGUCGAACCGCUCAUUCGGAUCCCGAUCCGUGAAAGUGGGCAGAUCAAGUACGUCUGGGUCGGCGAUCUCACAGGCGACGGCGAAUAUGAUUUUGUCCUGGACCGCACCAACACGCAACAGAGUAUCGAAGCGUACACGCGCAACGGAACAUUUCUCUGGGAGAUCAGUCUGGGCCCCAACAGUGAGAACCAGAAUAACAUCGAACCGGGGAGCACAGCGAUCAGUGUAGGAAACUGGGACGGCGUGACGGUGUAUGACUUUGACGGAGAUGGGCUUGCAGAUGUGGCAGUGAGGCUGGCGAACGGGGUCGUCUUUGGCGAUGGGGAGGAAUUCAGUGAGGGCACCUCUGACGAUGAGCAGUGGGUUGGCAUUGUAGAUGGGCAGACCGGCGCUCUUAAGGGGAGCAGUAAGCUGCCGACAGACUUUAUCGAGGACGGGCCGCUGGCUGCGCGGUUCGGGGUCGGCUAUCUCGACGGGAAGAGGCCUCAUCUGGUUGCGUUCAUGAAGAACAGACAGGAUGGGGGCGACUUCAAUCGGGUGAUUGGCGCUUGGACGUUCGAUGGAACGGACUUGAUUGAAGAAUGGAUCUCACUUGGCGAUGCUCUCGUUGGCGCAGACGGACACAACACGCGCAUCUUGGAUGUGAACGGCGACGGGAAGGACGAUGUCGUGGAGAUUGGCUUCGUGCUGAAUGGCGAGGACGGCUCGUUGCUUUACAGUAUGCCCGAACCCAUCGUACAUGGGGACAGGUACUACAUCGGCAAGUUUGAUCCCGAGCGAGAGGGACUGCAGGGCUACGGGAUCCAGCAGGACAACGAGGAGCUGCUGAUGGAAUAUUACUACGACGCCGCGGACGGCUCAUUCCUUUGGACGCACUAUGGCAGUGAAGUCGGCGACGUCGGACGCGGCCUAGCAGCAGAUAUCGACCCAACCUACGCAGGGUACGAGGUCUGGUCCUUCCAGGGGAUCUACAACGCCGCCACGAACGAAACAACAACAUCCGACACCUCACUAGCCCCCUGGCCACAGAUGAGCAUCUGGUGGGACAACGACACUCUGACGGAGCUGUACAACGACGGCAAGCUGGAGAAAUGGGACUGGGAGAAUCCCACUGACAGCAGGAGUCUGCCUCGGAUCCUGACGAUUGGCAACUAUGGCGCUCAAAAUCCCAAUAACUAUAACCCGGCCUUCCUGGGCGAUAUCAUGGGGGACUGGCGGGAGGAGAUUAUCACGGUGAAUGGGGAUCAUUCGGAGCUGAUCAUCUUUACGACGGACCAGUAUACUGAUGUGCGGCUGUACACUCUGGCGCAUAACCCAGCCUACCGCAACUCGAUGACGCUGAAGGGAUACAUGCAGUCGCACAGCAUUGACUACUUUCUCGGGCAUGAUAUGGAGACUCCUGCGAGCCCGAAUAUUCACUGCACAAGGUAUUGA
Aspergillus nidulans FGSC A4 is the source of this 1821-nucleotide messenger RNA. RefSeq lists its product as uncharacterized. The transcript has 2 exons. The record is from RefSeq and is a predicted model, not a curated record. NCBI's taxonomy places the organism in Eukaryota, Fungi, Ascomycota, Eurotiomycetes, Eurotiales, Aspergillaceae. Bases 1 to 1821 code for a protein of 606 amino acids.